GACCAGACUCGGAGUGAGCGCACGCAAGACGCGCCUACCGCAGCUAAAAGACUUUGCUUAUUUCCCGGGACACGAGACAAGAGGGUCCGGGCCACCUGUCAGGAGGGCUGUACAUCCAAAUGCUGUAUUUGAGGCAUCUGGAGGCUGCUUGUUUAACCAUGGGCGCGCUGUUUUCGCUAUUAUAGCCUCUCGGAGACAAAGGAGGAGAAAGUUAUUCUGCUGCUUUCUUUGUGUUAUUCUUUGUGGUCUUUCCAGCCGCAUGAGUUCACCGCUGCUUUUAAGUCAGCUGGUCGGGGUUCCGUUAGAAAUAAUGCGCCCCAUGGAGAAAGACACAACUUACACUAAGAUCUUUGUCGGGGGAUUGCCUUAUCACACCAACGACGCUUCACUUCGGAAAUAUUUCGAGAAUUUCGGGGAGAUUGACGAGGCGGUGGUGAUCACGGACAAACAAACGGGGAAAUCCAGAGGAUACGGCUUUGUGACCAUGGUGGACAGGGGGGCAGCAGACCAGGCGUGCAAAGAUGCAAACCCCAUUAUUGAUGGCAGGAAGGCCAACGUGAACCUGGCAUACCUGGGAGCAAAGUCUCGUAGCUCACAGACAAGUUUCGCUGUUGGAGUUCAGCAAGUCCCUCCUACAUGGGCUCAGAGGCAAUAUGGGCUUGCCCAGCAGUACGUCUACCCCCAGGCCUUCCUUCAGCCCAGUCUGGUGCUGCAGUCCCAGCUCAGCCCCACAGCAGCAGCACUGGCCUCCCCUUACCUGGACUACAGCUCUGCCUACCUUUCUCCACUACCCUCUGCACCAGCCUGA
Monopterus albus (swamp eel) is the source of this 808-nucleotide messenger RNA. RefSeq names its product RNA binding motif protein 38 (gene rbm38). Lineage: Eukaryota; Metazoa; Chordata; Actinopteri; Synbranchiformes; Synbranchidae. The transcript has 5 exons. Gene Ontology annotation, biological process: regulation of RNA splicing. Gene Ontology annotation, molecular function: mRNA 3'-UTR binding. Gene Ontology annotation, cellular component: cytosol; nucleus. The record is from RefSeq and is a predicted model, not a curated record. Bases 260 to 808 code for a protein of 182 amino acids.